Monodelphis domestica (gray short-tailed opossum) is the source of this 2129-nucleotide messenger RNA. The record is from RefSeq and is a predicted model, not a curated record. NCBI's taxonomy places the organism in Eukaryota, Metazoa, Chordata, Mammalia, Didelphimorphia, Didelphidae.
UACUGGGGUCAGGGGUCAGAGUGGGUGGUGGGUCUCGGUGGACCCCCCACCCCCCUCCCCGGCACCUGGGCCGGGCCCCGCCCCCACCACUCACACCAUGGCGAGUGUGGUGGUUAAGACGAUCUGGCAAUCCAAGGAGAUCCAUGAAGCCGGAGACCCCCCGGCAGGGGCUGAGAACCGGACCCCAUUGGGGCCUGAGGUCCCUGGGGCUGGAUCUGGCCCAGGAAAGGGGAUCGCCAAGAAAAAGAAGGCUGUGUCUUUCCAUGGGGUGGAGCCCCGGAUGUCCCAUGAGCCCAUGCAGUGGUGCCUGAAUCUGAAGCGCUCCUCAGCCUGUACCAACGUCUCCCUCCUCAACCUGGCAGCUGUGGAGCUUCCUGACUCCGCCAGGAUUGAAACCACCACCGAUGAGUUGCCAGUCUUGCCUGCCUCUGGGACUUCCUCAACCCCAGCCCUGAACCUGCCGGCCUCAGCCCCAUCCUGGGCCCCUGAUGACCCUGACAUCGCCGACCUGCUGAACGGGGUGAACAGCGGCUUGCUGAGGGCCAAGGACUCCAUCACCAGCCUCAAAGAGAAGACCACCAGGGUCAACCAGCACGUCCAGUCUCUUCAGAGUGAGUGCUCGGUGCUGAGCGAGAACCUGGAACGCCGGAGACAGGAGGCCGAGGAGCUCGAGGGCUAUUGCUGCCAGCUGAAGGAGAAUUGCCGGAAGGUGACCCGCUCAGUGGAAGACGCUGAGAUAAAGACAAACGUCCUGAAGCAGAACUCGGCCCUGCUGGAGGAGAAACUCCGCUUCCUCCAGCAGCAGCUGCAAGAUGAGCCCCCCCGGCGGCAGGAGAGCGACCUGCCCGAGCUGGAGCAGCAGCUGGAGGCCGGACUGUCCCGCCACUCGCUGGUGUCUUCCUGCCCCACCCCGCCCCCUGAAGAGACCAUCCGGCCCCCGAGUGAGCCCGAUCCCCAGGCCGAUCCCCCGACCGAGCCGCAGCCCGAGCCCCAGCCGGAGCCCGAGCUAGAACCCGAGCCCGCUCCAGUCUCCAGCCCUACUCCCACGCCCCACACGGGCAGCCCCACGGAGCUCUCAGGGCCCCGGCUCCUAGUCAACCCCGGGGACGGGCCCGAGGGGCAGGGCCAGAGCGAGGGCCUAGGCCUGGCCCAAGUUCAAAGUCAGAGCCGCACCGGGGAGAGCGGAGAGCUGGAGCUGCAGAAGGUCACCGCCGGCCUGGAGGAGCUCAGGGUGGAGCGGUCUGCUGUGUCCGUGGCUUCUCUGCGCGGGGAGCUGGAGGGCCUGGGGCCUGUGAAGCCGGUCCUGGAGGAGCUGGGGCGGCAGCUGAGCAGCGCCCGCCGAGGCUCCGAGCUCUCCAUGUCCUUGGACAGGCCGGGCUCCUGCACUCGCUGCGGCAGCCAGGGGCAGCAGUUGUCGUCCGAGACCCUGCAGCAGCUCCUGGAGCGGGCCCUGACACCCUUGGUGGACGAGGUGAAGCAGCGCGGCCUGGCCCCCGCCUGCCCCAGCUGCCAGCGGCUGCACAAGAAGAUCCUGGUAGGCCGGGGAGCAGCGGGCGGCCCCAGCGGGGCUCGGGGAGAGGCCCGGCGGAGGCCCCCGGGACACUGGGCGCUGCCUUCUGUCCCUGCAGGAGUUAGAACGCCAGGCGCUGGCCAAGCACGUGAGGGCCGAGGCGCUGAGCUCCACUCUGCGGCUGGCCCAAGACGAGGCCCUCAGGGCCAAGAACCUGCUCCUCACAGACAAGAUGAAGCCUGAGUGAGGGUCCUGACCCCUGACCGCACCUCCCGAUGACCUCAAGUGUGACUCUGCCCUCAUCUGCCCCCAGUGGGUCCCCUCGCCUGCCCGCCCCGACAGCCUCCUGACCUCACGACUCCAGCCCCUGCCCCUGACACGACCUCCGACCCCACCCCCCUGCCUCUGCCCCAGCCAAGCCCGCUUCCUCCUCCUCCUCCCAGGGAGAAGGUCGCUGCUUUGGACUACCUGCACCUGAAGAUGUGCUCCCUACAUGACCAGCUCAGCAGCCUCCCCCUGGAGGGAUCAGCCACAGGCCUAGGGGGAGGGAGUAGUGGAGGAGCCCCUCCAAAGCGUGGGGGCCCUGCACCUGAGCAAUAAAACCUCAACCCCAGCCCUA